CACAUUUUCAAGACAUAAUCUGAUAAAAACAACUCGUGUUACGAGACAUAAAUUAAUGCUCUGGAAACCUAAUAUACGACUUAGCUCAUCUUGAGUUCGAAGAGUGAAGUGCGCGGAACUAAGCACGGUGAGGUACAGAUUGCACCUGCUCGUUUCUCUCAUUUAUCUCAAUGAGUCAACUCGACCGAGGAUCAAUUUAUAAAAAGCUGCCGCGUCAUUUCCUAUCACAAAGCAAGACUGUGCCUAAGACGGGACACGUCUCGGUGGAAAUGUACAUUCCCAAGUGCAGCGCAAAAUGAGAGCUGCGCUUCCCACAGUCUGUCUCCUGGCAGGUCUAGGCUGUGUGACGUCAGCAGAGAGGAGAGUGAGUGGAUCUGAAGGAGGAAGUGUAGAGAUUCGGUGCGACUAUCCAGAUGGGUAUCAGUACAAGGAGAAGUACUGGUGUCGGCAUCCCUGUGGGAAUAAGGAUGUUCUCAUUAAAACUGGCAAGACGGACACUGUGGUCUCUGUGGGGAGAUUCUCUCUGUUUGUCAACAUUUCAGUCAGGACCUUCACUGUGACCAUGAGCAGACUGACCCUGCAGGACACUGGGGUGUAUUACUGUGGACUGGAGCAAUGGGGACCUGAUAAAUACACAGAAAUGCUUCUGAGGGUCACAGAACAUACACAAGGUAAAAACCAAUCAAUGACAGUGUCCAUCUUGUCCACCUCCAUGCCUGUGACUGUACUGAUGGACAUUACUAAGACAGCAGCCAUGGACAGUUCCACCCAGUCAGCUGGAGGACAGGUUAUGUUUGGAGUAAGCCUUGCAGUGGUUUUGUGUGUCUUUGUGCUGGCAGCUGUCAUUCUUUGGAUCAAAAGGCCAGGUAAGAAUUUGACUUCUCUGGCUGGGAACACAGGCACAGCACAGGUAAGCUAUGUCAACUGUGGAAAAAUUGUUUUGUGGUCAAUAAAAUAUCUGUGUUUCAGACUACAAAGACAUUCGAAAGGAGUUCUGGAACAGGUCAAAGGUCCAAGUUCAAAGUUCUGUUUGGGGAAGCACCAAUUUCACUUUUGUUAUCCAUGCUGGAGCCAGUAGUAGUGGUUUCCAGAAACAGAAUAUCGACGUCCACAUCUUGCAAUGAAGGCAUCUCAUUUUAUGUCCUGACACUUCUGGAGAGUCCAAAGCCCUCAGACUCAAGCUAGCCAGCUUGCAGUCAGCGCAGGACAUACUGGGCAUGUCUCAGGCUGCUCUCUACCUGACCCAGGUGUGUUUUUAGUGAUCCUCGAGCCCCGGAUGAAGUUCCCCGAGAAGCCAAUAUGAUAACAAGCCCCCCAGUGAACAUUACAACAGUGGACUCUAUUGGAAUCUUGGACUUUCUAGGACCUUCGCUCUUCAUUGUGGUGACUUUUUAGCAUCGGAAAUGUGGAUCGGUUAUCCGCAUAUUUAGACACUGUUUUGGUGCUUCCAUGCAAUCCCAGCAAUGUGAUGAGCUGAUCAAUCAGUAGGUUAUCAAUACUUCUCUGUGCCUGGGUUGCCCAGUGAUGAAGAUGUCAGCUCUAGCUGUGACCUGCACCACAGCCCUGUUGGCGAGAAGUGCUGCCCACAAACUAACUGGCAGUGGCGUCAGUCUGACAGAGACCUUAAAAAAACUCUCCACAGCGCAGGUGCAAACUGAAAUCUAGAACAUGAGUACUGUGGCAGGUUGUGCUGUUGACCAAUAUUAAUAUUACUUUUUUCCCUACAGAGAGUACACAGUUUCAUGGAUCCACCCAGCUCCUUGUUUGCAGUUUACGCCAAUAUAAACUGACCAGUGUACUGGGGUCCUUCCACACAGCAGCUAUUGUACUGUAGUUCAUAAAGGCUGUAGCGGAAAAACUAUUAUUCCUCUUAGAGUUUAGUGUUUAGUGAAAAACUUUUUCAGGAAUCUCUUACUGCUGCCUUGAAUAGACAAUCACCCUGGUACAGGUUAUUUCUGCUGUACUCGCCUGAGGAAUGUGAUUGAGAUGGGCCGCUCCAAUAAGCAGCAAGUCCUCCCCACUAAUAGCUGAUGCGUGGUGAGCGUUCUGGCGCACUAUGGCUGCCGUCGCAUCAUCCCGGUGGGG
Molecule: messenger RNA, 2085 nt
Organism: Lepisosteus oculatus (spotted gar)
Lineage: Eukaryota; Metazoa; Chordata; Actinopteri; Semionotiformes; Lepisosteidae
Source: RefSeq, a predicted model, not a curated record